AAUCUUCCUCCCACAAAUAAUUCAGUCAAACAUCAGUCAAACGACACGUGUCCAACUGCCAUUCAUCAUCCCUUGUUUUCUUCCCUGCAAAAACCCAUUCCGAAAUGGCCAAAACCCUAAAUAGAUUCCCCCCCUCCAAAUUUCCUUUUUCAAAAAGUUUCCUAACAAUUAAUCAAUGAACAUAUCUCUUACCUUCUUCCCCAUUUUCACCUGAGAAACCAAAUCAUGCCGUCCUCCGCCGCAUUUCUCAUUUCUUCACUCCUCCUCCUGCUGUUACUCCACCGUACGGCGUCGCUCUCAAGCUCCGGCCCUCACAUCGCCGAUGUCAACAUACUCCUGCCUCCCAAGAUGACCCACCCCGUUGAAUACCGUCUUCAAGGCAGCGACGGCUGCUUCAAAUGGUCUUGGGACCAUCAUGAUAUAUUGUCGGUCUUGCCGGAGUUCAAUUCGAGUAGCCACUGUUCGACGAGUGCUCGAUUGAAGUCCAUUGCACCUUAUGGCGGGCGGAAGGAGACGGCUGUUUAUGCUACUGAUUCAAACACCGGGACGGUGAUUCGUUGCAAGGUUUAUAUCGAUACAAUCUCUAGGAUUCAGAUAUUUCACAACUCGAUUAAGCUUGAUCUUGAUGGGCUCGCUACGUUGCGCGUACGUGCCUUUGAUAGUGAAGAUAAUGUCUUCUCCUCCUUGGUGGGCCUGCAAUUCAUGUGGCGGUUGAUGCCUGAAAACCACGAGUUGCCUCAUAACCUUGUCCACGUUCCUUUAAAAGACUCUCCGUUGAGUGAUUGUGGCGGCUUGUUCGGUGAUUUGGACAUCCAAGUAAAUCUUGAAGAAAGUGGUGUCUUUUCAGAUCUGUAUGUAGUAAAAGGCACUGAAAUCGGCCACGAAAUUGUUUCCGUUAAUCUGCUAGAAUCAUCAGUGAAGAAAUUGGAAGACGAGAUUACUUUGACAGUUGCAGAAGCAAUGUCUUUAGAUCCUCCAUCACCUGUGUAUGUCCUCAUAGGUGCUGUUGUCCGUUAUACCCUUAAAGUUAUCCGUAAUAACAGGCCGCAUGUUGUAAGUUUACCAUCUCCAUUCCAUCAGUGGUCCUCUUUGAAUUCUUCAAUUGCUGAGGUGGACGGAGAAGCGGGUACAGCUAGUGCACUCGACUUGGGGGUAACCACAGUUAUUGUUGAAGACACUCGAGUUGUUGGACACAUGCAAAUAUCAUCUCUCCAUGUUGUCUUACCAGAUAAUCUGUUGUUAUUUCUGUCACCAUUCUCCCUUUCUGGUGAUUAUAUUGACGGUGUCGAGCCUAUUUCCUCUGUUUCACGUUGGUAUGUAGUGGCUGGCCGACAGUAUCUCCUACACAUUAAGGUUUUCUCGCCCGGACCUGUUACACAGGAAAUUUUUAUAACAGAAAAUGACGAGGUUGAGCUGCAUGAUAACCAGGACGAGUUCUGGGAUAUUCUCCCAGUUUCAGAGAGUGUUGCUACUAAGAGCAAUUAUAGAAUACUAAAUGCAAAUUCAUAUGGAUUGGGAAAGCUUACAGCAACUCUGGCCUACAAUACUGGGCAUGAUACAAGGAAAGAAGUUCUCAAGGUUGUUCAAGAAGUUAUGGUUUGUGAUCAAGUUAAGUUCGUUAUGGAAGGAGAAGGUGAUGUUUCUAACAGAAUUCUACUCCCAUGGGUACCUGGUGUCUAUCAGGAGCUUGAGCUUAAAGCAAGCGGAGGUUGUGCUAUGUCUUCCAGUGACUAUAAAUGGGUGUCUUUGGACAUGGCUGUUGUGUCUGUAUCUGUCUCCGGCAUAGUUCAGGCAAAGAAGCCCGGAAAAGCAACUAUUAGAGCAGUGUCCAUCUUCGAUCCUUUGAAUUUUGAUGAGAUGGUUAUUGAAGUUUCUGUCCCUUCUUCGAUGGUUAUUCUGCCUAACUUCCCUGUGGAGACGCCUGUUGGGACAUAUCUUCAAGCUUCUGUGACAUUGAUAGCAUCAAGUGGUGCGUAUUUCUAUGCAUGUGAUGCUUUCAGGUCAUCCAUCAGAUGGAAAACCGAGAGUGACUCUUUCGUAAUUGUCAAUGCAACUGAGGAAUUAUUAUUUUUGGAUAGACAAGAAGCUUUUGAACUCAGUUCCUCAUCAUAUGGUCCUCCUUGUGCAUGGACUCGUAUUUAUGCUUCAGAUUCUGGUCGCACUGUGGUGCAUGCAACGUUAAAUAGAGAUAAUCAACAGUCUGACCAUACUGGUAGGGAAUCUAAUGUCUUGAAAGUUUCCUCGUGUAUUGCUGCAUAUUCACCACUUAUCGUGCAUCAGGCGAGUGAUGGGAACCAUUUUGGUGGUUACUGGUUUGAUUUGGCUCGUAUGGAAUCUCAGAAUCAGCUGAAGAACUUGGAUUAUGUGUAUCUUGCUCCUGGAACUUACUUGGAUGUAAUUCUUUACGGGGGACCAGAAAGGUGGGGCAAGGAAGUAGAGUUCAUUGAAAACAUGCAUGUAUUGGAUGGACAGAAUUCUAACGUGAAACAUAAAAUUUUUAUCCAUCAAAUGUCAACCAGCCAUGGUAACCCAUAUAGAAUAGGAUGCAAAAGUUUGGGGUCUUUUAAACUUAUUUUCAGACGCGGAAACCUAUUUGGUGAAGACCAUCAUUUGCCAGUUGUAUCUGAAGUUGAGCUGUCCCUUAUUUGUAGCUUUCCGUCUUCUAUUGUAAUAAUAGCCGAUGAAGCUUGGAAUGCUCAUCCAGUUAUACAGGCUGCAGCUCAGGCUGAACAAAUGCCUGGAGGAAUUCGUGCCACCCCAGUUACAGUAGCCAAUGGACGCAGAAUACGAAUAUCAGCUGUUGGACUCAGUGAUUCUGGGAAAGCUUUCGCAAAUUCAUCUUCUCUCAGUCUAAGAUGGGGAUUAAGUGAAUGUGAAGGGUUGGCACUUUUGGAGGAUUCGGACGGUUCGAAAGCGUAUUCCAGCUGGGAAAGGUUUUUGGUAUUGCAAAAUACGUCUGGACGGUGCAUCGUGCGCUCCACUGUCAUCGGCUUCGUCGAUUCUCUGAGCCGUCCUGAUUUUUCUAUGAUGCUCGAGAGUUCUACAACCACUCUUACAGAUGCAAUUCAGCUGCAGCUCGUUUCUUCUCUUCGAGUGAGUCCAGAGUUCAGCUUGCUGUUUUUCAGUCCCGAAGCUAGGUUGAAUAUCUCCAUAACUGGAGGGAGCUGCUUCGUGGACACAUUUGUAAACGAUACUGGAAUUGUAGAAGUAAUUCAACCGAUACAUGCUCAUGAGUGUUCACAGCUAACAUUGGCUCCUAAAGGCCUGGGUCCCGCACUUGUUACGGUACACGAUAUUGGACUUGUUCCUCCUCUUUCUGCAUCUUCCACUGUCCAAGUUGCCGAGAUGGACUGGAUUAAGAUUUUAACAGGUGAACGCAUAAGCAUUAUGGAGGGAAGUUUCCAGUCUAUAAAUUUUUCGGUUGGGAUUGAUAAUGGGCAUGUUUUUGACCCUUCUCAGUACAUUUAUAUGAACAUUCAUGUCCAGAUUGAGGAAAAUAUAGUUGAGGUUGUGGAGAACUUACAUGGGCCAAGUUUCACAUUACAAGCUACACGUCUUGGUGUGACAACCAUAUAUCUUAGUGCUAUCAAACCUUCUGGGCAUAAAAUACUGAGCCAACUGGUUAUGCUUGAAGUAUAUGCUCCACCGGAAGUACACCCCAGUGAUAUAUUCCUGGUACCAGGUUCGUCGUAUGUGGUCACAGUAAAAGGAGGCCCUAAAAUUGGUUCACGUGUUCAGUAUGCCAGUACGGAUGAUCAGACUGCUGAAAUUCACAAGUUUUCGGGACGACUUUCUGCAAUUUCACCGGGGAACGGUACCUUAAUUGCCACAAUAUUCGGUGAUGGUGGUAUCAUGCUUUGCCGAGCGUAUGGGAAAGUUAAAGUGGGGAUUCCUUCGUCUGCAGUUUUAAGUGUUCAGAGCGAACAAAUUGCUGUUGACCGCACGAUGCCAAUACAUCCUUCUUUGUCCGAGGGAAAUUUAUUUUCGUUUUACGAGCUCUGUAAGAAUUUUAAGUGGACUGUGGGAGACAAAGAUGUAUUGAAUUUUCAGGUGGCAAACAAAGCACAUGGGACAGGACAAGACCUUAAUUUUAUUCAAGUUCUGCGAGGAAUAUCUUCUGGCAAAUCGAAUGUUACUGUUUCGUUCUCUUGUGAUUACAAGUUACCUAAUUCAUUCUCGAAGUCAGUGUCGUACAGUGCAUCUAUGUCAUUGUGGGUGGUUUCUAAUCUUCCACUUGCUCUUGGAUCACAAGCUACCUGGGUCAUUCCUCCUCACUACACCUCUUCGGAUCUUUUACCUUAUUCUUCACAUGCCUACAAAAAGGGAGAUUCUUCGAGUGAUAAAGGCAUCGAUUAUUCCUUGUUAGGACACUGCAAGAGAAAGACUGAAGAUGUGCGAAACGAUGAUAUAUAUAUCGAUGGGGCUAAAAUCGUUACGAAGGACUCUGGCAAUCUCGCGUGCAUUCAAGCAAAAGACAGGUCAACUGGGAGAACCGAAGUUGCGUCUUGUGUGAGGGUUUCUGAGGUUGCUCAAAUCCGAAUUAUGGCAGAUGAGUUUCCAGUUCACACUUUGGCAGUAGGUGCUGAACUUGAUCUUCCAAUCAAGUAUCACGACACACUUGGAAAUCCUUUUCACGAGGCUUACAACAUCACUCUAUUUGAAGUCAAAACAAACUAUCCUGACAUUGUUUCAAUUGAAGAAUACAAUGGGAAGGUCCAUCUUCAGGCAAAAAGCCAAGGGCUAGCUCUCGUUCAAGUAGCUUUCGUCAGUGAUCCUCGGAAAUCACUCUAUGCAAUAAUUUCUGUCGGUCUUCAGUUGUAUCCUUCGAAUCCAGUCAUUCGUGAAGGAUCUGCGUUGAAAGGGAAUAUGGUUUUGGUAGGUGCUCCUAACGAGAUCCUGACCAAUGUACCAUUUCCAGCAAAAGGAUAUGCUUUCUCUGUUAAAUUUAACGAUGCUCAGGAUACGUUCUUCUUGUUCGACUGUGCAGUUGACCCAGUUAGUAUUGGGUUUACUAAGCCGUGGAAGGAUCCAGACACUGGUAAUUCGUACUGUCUAUUCUUCCCUUACUCUCCCGAACAUUUGGCUCGUUCAUCUCCAAGCGAUGCUCCACAUCAGCAAGUUUCUGUUUCUGUUAAGGCGUCACUCAGAGACGACCAUAACAUUUCCGGUUCUGCCUCUGCACUCUUCAUUGGAGGGUUUACUAUACUCGAAAUGGACAAGAAUGCAUUGCAUCUAAAUCUUACACGAGAGUCCAACAAAAGUGCCUUAACCAUAAUUGGAAACACAGACGUUGAAGUCAACUGGCAUGACAAGAGUCGUCUCUCAGUUAGACCCGUAAUUGGGAAAUAUUUGCAAUACGAGGUCAAAGUUUUGGGGGCUGAGAGAUUACGAGAGCAACUUAUUUUUUCACUCCCAGCAACUGGUCAGAGAGUUGAAAUCAGCGUUAGCUACGAGCCUGAAGAGAGAGAAACAAUUGUUGAACGGGCAAAUUUGCGUUUAUGGGUUGGUUUGUUUGGUUUUACCAUUGUGGUGGUAUUAAUGACGGCUUCUAUCGUAUGUUAUUUCGAUAGACCUGUUAGAACUCAAUCGGUUGUGGCUUUUCGUAGUCCGAGUGUUGCAGCGCCUGUCACACCCGAGCGGAGUAGCCCUGCUGUUGUUAUAAACGAGGAGUCUCCUCGGACCCCACAGCCGUUUUUGGACUAUGUUAGGAAAACUAUCGAUGAAACUCCUUAUUACAGGCAGGAUUUUAGGAGGAGGGCUAAUCCUCAAAAUACAUUCUAGGCUCCGUUUUUCGAGCAACUUUUUGGCUGUGUAUUCGAUGUGUAAUAUUAGCAUGUAAGAGCAACUAUUUUCACUGAGCUAUCUGCUUGUAGACUUUAAAUGUAAUUUUUUCGGUAAUUCGAGUUUCAAUUUGGUAGGAAAUAUUCUGGUAAUUUUUUUUCCUACCAUACUA
Molecule: messenger RNA, 5953 nt
Organism: Erythranthe guttata (spotted monkey flower)
Lineage: Eukaryota; Viridiplantae; Streptophyta; Magnoliopsida; Lamiales; Phrymaceae
Product: embryo defective 3012
Source: RefSeq, a predicted model, not a curated record